Molecule: messenger RNA, 222 nt
Organism: Colletotrichum higginsianum IMI 349063
Lineage: Eukaryota; Fungi; Ascomycota; Sordariomycetes; Glomerellales; Glomerellaceae
Exons: 3
Coding region: 1-222 (73 amino acids)
Source: RefSeq, a predicted model, not a curated record
AUGUUGAGAAUGUUUUACAACAUGAGCGGCCUCGGAGGGCUGCUUCUCGUGGUUAUCGUGCUCAUGGCAUUGGUCUUUGCCGCAUCCAGAUUCGACUUUAUUUUGACGUCGGGCAAAGACAAAGAUGGGGACUACGGUGGCGAGGAGGAUUCGACAUAUGCCUUUUAUGCGUCCAAGAGGAGAAGGGCCUCUAGCGUGAAGCGGGUUACGUUCGAUAUUUGA